AUCAGCAGCCGCGCGGCAUACUUGCGAGAGUAACGUUGGUCGAAGUAGCGGCAUUAUCGUUGACGAGACUUUGCAAAAAAAAGAAAAGAAAAAUAACCCCUUACAUUUAUUUCAUAUCGAAAUUACAAGUGAGAACAUAAUAGGGUGAGAUUUGGGUAAUGUAUUUCACAAUGACAACGGCGUGACUUGUGGAGCGUACGAAUCGGAGUACCGAAGUGCGUCGUCAAUAGUUCCUUUAUCUGUCGCGAUUUGGAAUUUUUGUCAGUGGUCGUCGGUACAAGUGCGAAUCAAGUCUGGUAUUCUCCUCAAACCGCGCGAUUUGGAAAGAGAAGGAAGAUAGAUAGUGAAAGAAGGAUAGAGGCAAAGAUAUUAAAAGAGAGAGAGAGAGAGAGAGAGGGAGAGAGAAGAAAAAAAGCAGACAGCAGAGAAACAGAGAAGUACCAUUGCUAGAGAGAAAAAAAAAGAGGCAGCAUGUCUAGUGCGCCGCAAGUUUCCAGCGGGCUUAGCAAGCUGAAAAAAAAACAUUUUCGGGUUAAGCAUCAAAAAGUUAAACUCUUUCGUGCCAACGAGCCGCUUCUAAGCGUCUUCAUGUGGGGUGUCAAUCAUACGAUAAAUGAACUUAGUCAUGUUAAUAUACCGGUAAUGCUCCUACCAGAUGAUUUCAGAGCUUAUAGUAAAUUAAAAGUAGAUAACCAUCUUUUUAAUAAAGAAAAUAUGCCCUCUCAUUUUAAAAUCAAAGAGUAUUGUCCAUUGGUAUUCCGUAAUUUACGUGAAAGAUUUGGGAUAGACGAUCAGGAUUAUAAAGAGUCUAUGACAAGAUGUCGAGCAUAUAAUCCUUCUCGACGUUCGGGUUUGGUCACACUCAGUGGGAGGACUCAUCAAUUGGUUCAGCGUUCAGCUACUGCUCCCUCAAUAAACUUUACUCCUCCUCCUUUUAUAUCUCAAAUUUCAGUCUUAAGUAAACCACUACGUACCUACAGUUUUAAACCAAAACGCUUGAGGUCGCAACCAGUACUCGAUGAUUCAUCGGGUAAAAGUGGUGCUAAAUUUUAUCAAUCUUAUGAUAAAUUAUUUAUUCUUAAAACUCUUACAAGUGAAGAAGUAGAAAGGAUGCACUCAUUUUUAAAACAUUAUCACCCAUAUAUUGUGGAACGACAUGGAAAAACCUUACUACCACAGUACCUUGGGAUGUAUCGAUUAACGGUGGAUGGCGUUGAACAUUAUGUUGUUGCUAUAAGAAAUGUUUUUUCUAAUCAUCUAACGACGCACAAAAAAUUUGACUUGAAAGGUUCUACUGUAGAUCGUGAAGCAUCCGAUAAAGAAAAGGAAAAGGAUCUCCCUACAUACAAAGAUAAUGAUUUUGUCAAGGAAGGAAUGAAAAUUUACAUAGGAGAAGAAGCGAAAACAAAACUCAUAGAAACUUUAACUGCUGAUGUUGAUUUUCUGACAAGAUUACACUUAAUGGAUUAUUCCUUAUUACUUGGUCUUCACGAUUGCGCUCGUGCAGAACUAGAAAAUAGAGAACGUGCAGAAAGGGAAGAAGAUGAAGAUAAUCACGACGAGGAAGAUGAUAGUGAGUCUGGUAGUGGAUUAGAUUCAAGAGGCCCAAUGGGAGAUCGACUUUGGGGUUGGAGUGGGGUUACAGGCAUGGCUACGCCACCAGAAUCACCUCAUGCAGCUUUAGUGCGUGAUUCGAGUCUUCAAUAUGAGGAUGCAAUAAUACCUGAAUUAGAUAUAUAUGCUAUUCCCAGUAAAGAAGGUGCCCCUACAAAAGAAAUAUACUUUUUAGCCAUAAUCGAUGUAUUAACACAUUAUGGUGUACGCAAACAAGCUGCAAAAGCAGCUAAAACGGUGAAGUACGGUGCCAAUGUGGAUGGUAUAUCAACGUGUGAUCCUGAACAGUAUGGCAAACGAUUCAUAGAAUUUAUGAGUAAAGCCAUAGAAUAAUUUUAAUAUUUUUUAUUAUGAUGGAACAUAUUUAAAGAUGCAUAAUGAAUUUAAGGAUCGUGAAGGUACUACUAUUGCUUGCACUUUUAUGCUAGUAAAAUACGACAAUGAGGAAUAUUAUUGAAAGGUUUCACUAGAAGUAAAGCUCGCUUACAGAUGUGACCAACAACACCAAAUGCAGCCCUUAAAAUGCGGGUUAGAGUAAAACGUCAUUUUUUUUCUCUGCACAAUUUAAAAUGAUAAAUUUAUUCUUAGCCGAUAUUCAUCGACACAUUAUUUUUGUCAUGUAAAAUUACUUUAACCGUUGAAUUUUUGCACGAACUUUCUACGUCAUAUGAUUCAAAUUAUUCUUAAGCUUAUUUUUUGACUGAGUCCGUGCUUUACCUAAUAUGGUUAUGUUUAUAUAUUGUAUGUACAGAGAUUUUUAAAGAGAGCAAGAGAGAGAGAGAGAGAGUGAAAGAGAAAGA
Molecule: messenger RNA, 2414 nt
Organism: Polistes dominula (European paper wasp)
Lineage: Eukaryota; Metazoa; Arthropoda; Insecta; Hymenoptera; Vespidae
Gene: PIP4K
Product: phosphatidylinositol 5-phosphate 4-kinase
Biological process (GO): phosphatidylinositol phosphate biosynthetic process
Cellular component (GO): plasma membrane
Molecular function (GO): 1-phosphatidylinositol-5-phosphate 4-kinase activity; 1-phosphatidylinositol-4-phosphate 5-kinase activity
Source: RefSeq, a predicted model, not a curated record